This is a messenger RNA of Trematomus bernacchii (emerald rockcod), 3300 nucleotides long. Its product is annotated as vomeronasal type-2 receptor 1-like. The annotation marks the transcript as partial. Gene Ontology annotation, cellular component: membrane. The transcript is spliced from 11 exons. Gene Ontology annotation, molecular function: methyltransferase activity; 2-oxoglutarate-dependent dioxygenase activity; G protein-coupled receptor activity. Gene Ontology annotation, biological process: G protein-coupled receptor signaling pathway. The record is from RefSeq and is a predicted model, not a curated record. Lineage: Eukaryota; Metazoa; Chordata; Actinopteri; Perciformes; Nototheniidae.
CAACCUGCAUUCUCUAUGGACGGUGACUAUGUCAUUGGGGGUGUUUUCUCCAUGCACUCCAACAUGCACACUGGGAAGCAUAACUACACCACCAUGCCCGAGCCACUAAGCUGCGCAGGGAGCAUCGACUCCCGUGGACUGCGCUUCUCACGUGCAAUGGUAUUCGCCAUCGAGCAGAUUAACAACAGCACGGAGCUGCUUCCGGGGAUCAAGCUUGGUUAUGAGAUCUAUGACUCAUGUGCCUCGGUGUCCGUGGCGGUGCAUGUUGCAUUUCAGCUUUCAGGGGGAAUGGACCGGGGGUUUAACACCGGCGACAAAUGCUCGCAGUCUGGUAUGGUGAUGGGCGUCGUUGGUGCGUCUGAGUCCACGCCUUCCAUCAGUGUGUCGCGCAUCAUCGGGCCCUUCAACAUACCUCAAGUGAGCCACUUUGCCACGUGUGCAUGCCUGUCUGAUAAGCAGCAGUACCCGAGUUUCUUCAGAACAAUCCCGAGUGAUCAAUUCCAGGCUGACGCGCUGGCCAAGCUGGUCAAACACUUUGGCUGGACUUGGAUAGGUGCUGUUUGGUCGGAUUCUGACUAUGGCAACAAUGGUAUGGCAUCGUUCCUGCAUGCAGCACGUAAAGAGGGGAUCUGUGUGGAAUACUCUGAGUCUUUCUAUCGGACCCACCCACGUAGCCGGAUCCAGAGAGUAGCUGACGUUAUCCGCAGGUCAACAGCUAAGGUUGUUGUGGCAUUUAUUUCCACUGCCGAUAUGAAGAUUCUGCUGGAGGAGCUGUCACGCAAGCCUUCCCCACCUCGCCAGUGGAUAGGUAGUGAGUCCUGGGUAACUGACCCAGACAUGCUGAGGUUCAGCUUCCUUGCUGGAGCCAUCGGAUUUGGCAUUGAAAAAUCUGUCAUCCCAGGUCUGAGGGACUUCCUGCUGGAUCUCUCUCCCUCUAAAGUAGCUGACUCCGCAUUACUUACCAUGUUCUGGGAGGAAGCAUUCAACUGCAGGCUGGUAAAAAGUGAAGCCACGGACAGGAGUGUGUGUGAUGGAACUGAAGAUAUAAAGACGCUCCAGAGCUCAUACACUGACACAUCUCAACUUCGAGUCACUAACAUGGUGUACAAGGCUGUCUAUGCAAUAGCGCAUGCCAUUCAUAACGCAGUGUGUCAAAAAACUGAUUCUACUACACAGUGUGAUAAGUUCACUAAGCUAGAGGCCAAAGAGGUUCUUAAUCAGCUGAAAAAAGUUAAUUUUUCCCAAAAUGGUUAUGAUGUGUCAUUUGAUGCCAACGGGGAUCCUGUGGCCACAUAUGAGCUGGUAAACUGGCAAAGAAAUGAGAGUGGCAGCAUUGAGUUGGUGACUGUGGGGCGAUACGAUUCAUCACUGCCGGUGGGCCAGGAGUUCCUUAUCAACAGGAACCUCACCUGGGUGGAGAGUGGCACACAGGUGCCUGUGUCAGUGUGCACUGACAGCUGUCCUUCAGGAACUCGUAAAGUGCUUCAGAAAGGAAAACCCAUCUGCUGUUAUGACUGUACACCGUGUCCCGAGGGAGAGAUUAGCAAUGCUACAGAUUCCUUUGAUUGUUUCCCUUGCCCCAAGGCAUUUUGGCCUAAUGCAGAGAGAGAUACAUGUCUUCCCAAACCUGUAGAGUUUCUUUCCUUCAACGAGCCCCUUGGAAUUGUCUUGGCUGCUUUUUCAAUCGGUGGUGCCUGUCUCGCCAUUAUAACAGCGGCUGUGUUCUAUCGUCACAGGAGCUCACCAAUUGUCAGGGCCAACAACUCUGAGCUGAGCUUCUUGCUGCUCUUCUCCCUGACUCUAUGUUUCUUAUGUUCAUUAACGUUCAUUGGAGCACCCUCGGAAUGGUCCUGCAUGCUGCGCCACACAGCGUUUGGGAUCACAUUCGUCCUCUGCAUGUCUUGUGUUCUUGGAAAAACUAUAGUAGUUCUGACGGCCUUCAGAGCUACACUACCAGGUAGUAAUUUGAUGAAAUGGUUUGGGCCUUCACAGCAAAGAUUGACUGCAGUGUCUUUCACAUUUAUUCAAGUUUUGAUAUGUACUAUUUGGUUAGUUCUUAGUCCCCCCUUUCCAAUGAAAAACCUCACGACAUACAAGGAGAGAAUCAUCCUGGAGUGCGCAUUAGGAUCAGCUUUGGGCUUCUGGGCUGUACUUGGGUAUAUAGGCUUACUGGCUGUCUUUUGCUUUGUGUUAGCUGUCCUAGCUCGGAAACUACCUAAUAACUUUAAUGAAGCCAAGCUUAUCACAUUCAGCAUGUUGAUAUUCUGUGCAGUCUGGAUCACAUUUAUCCCAGCAUAUGUCAGCUCUCCUGGGAAAUAUACGGUGGCUGUGGAGAUAUUUGCCAUUCUGGCCUCCAGUUUUGGACUAAUUACGUGUAUAUUCGCUCCAAAAUGUUUUAUUAUUUUAUUUAAGCCAGAGAAAAACACCAAGAAACAUUUAAUGAGCAGGGCCACAGAACAGCUACCACAGCAAACCCCAGCUCACACCUUGCAGUGGGGCUGUGUGCUGAGCCCUCUCCUGUACUCGCUCUACACCCACGACUGCAGUCCAGCCCACCCAGAGAACAUCAUCGUCAAGUUUGCUGACGACACCACUGUGGUGGGGCUUAUCUCAGGAGGAGACGAGUCGGCCUACAGGAGUGAGGUACUGAAGCUCUCAGCGUGGUGUUCAGUGAACAACCUGGCACUGAACCCCACAAAAACCAAAGACAUCAUCGUAGACUUCAGGAGGAAUACUACCGACCUCGCUCCCCUCUACAUUUACGGCGAGUGUGUGGAGAGGGUCCACACCUUCAAGUUCCUCGGUGUCCUCAUCACCAACAACCUUUCCUGGAAGGACAACACCACAGCUGUCAUCAAGAAGGCCCAGCAGCGUCUGCACUUCCUGAGGGUGCUCAGGAAGAACAACUUGGCCACUAAGCUGCUGGUGACCUUCUACCGCUCUACCAUCGAGAGCCUAUUAACAUACUGCAUCACAGUGUGGUACGCCAGCUGCACUGAGGCAGACAGGAUGAGGCUCCAGAGAGUUGUAAAAGCAGCACAGAGGAUCAUCGGCUGCCUUCUCCCCUCCCUGAUGGACAUUUACACCUCCCGCUGCCUCAGUAGAGCCAAAAACAUUGUUAAGGACAAUUCACACCCCGGCUUUCACCUGUUCAACCUGCUGCCCUCCGGCAGGCGCUACAGGCUGUUCAGCCACAUCUGCAUGGGGCGCAACGACAGCGGGCCUAAGGGCCCAACGGCAGAGGCAGCCGUCAGUCUGCCCAAGGGCCGGAAGGCACCAUCUUGCCCGGCCUACGUGGAA